This is a messenger RNA of Plasmodium gallinaceum, 855 nucleotides long. RefSeq names its product ER lumen protein retaining receptor 1, putative. Gene Ontology annotation, cellular component: membrane. The record is from RefSeq and is a predicted model, not a curated record. Bases 1 to 855 code for a protein of 284 amino acids. Lineage: Eukaryota; Apicomplexa; Aconoidasida; Haemosporida; Plasmodiidae. Gene Ontology annotation, biological process: protein retention in ER lumen. The transcript has 7 exons. Gene Ontology annotation, molecular function: ER lumen protein retrieval receptor activity.
AUGAAAGGGGUAAAUGAUUUUAUUAGAAAAGUUAAUGAUACAGAAAAAAUGAAGAGAUAUUUAUCAGAUCAUAGCUCUUCGAUAAAAAUAUAUUGUUUCUUUCUAUUUUUAGUUUUUAUUUUUUAUCAUUUAUUUUCCGAUGGAGAUUUUUCAUUUUUAUUAACAUUAUCAUCUGUAAUUAGUAUGUUUUCAUUUCUAAUGGUAUUUGUUAAAAUUGAAAUGAACAAAUCUUGUGCAGGUGUUUCAUUAAAAAUGAUGGAAUGUUAUGUUGUUCUAAAUACUGCAAGAUUAUUAUCUAUAGUACCUUUUGAAGGAUAUCUACCAUAUGAUAAAAGUGGAGAUUGGUUAUAUCAAUUAGUUGAAGCAAUUUCUUUAUUUAUUAAUUGUUGUAUCGUAUAUUUGUGUAGAUAUAAAUAUAAAAACACAUAUGACAAUGUAAAUGAUAUAUUUAAUAACUUAUUUUUAAUUAUACCUGCAUUUAUAAUUGCAGUUUUUGUUCAUCCAUCUUUGAAUUCAUUUCUACCAGCUGACGUAUCAUGGUCAUUUGCUUUAUAUCUAGAAUCAGUUUGUGUAUUACCACAGUUAUCUAUGUUUCAGAAGGAAGGAAAAGUAGCAGCAUUUACAACUCACUUUUUAGCUUCACAAGCUUUUUCAAAAGUUUUGUCUUUUUUUUUUUGGAUAGUAUCACAUAAAGAACUGAACUCAUCAGAUAAUAUUAUUAAGUCUUAUGUUGGUUUAUGGGUUGUUAUUAUGCAAGUUGUUCAAUUAGCUCUAAUGGGAGAUUUUAUUUAUCAUUAUAUUAGAUGUUUAAGCAAGGGAGUAUCAUUUGAUAAUUUAUUAAAUGAAAAUGUUUAA